This is a messenger RNA of Paramecium sonneborni, 135 nucleotides long. The record is from the annotation of a GenBank genome assembly. NCBI's taxonomy places the organism in Eukaryota, Ciliophora, Oligohymenophorea, Peniculida, Parameciidae.
AUGAAGGCACAAAAAAAUAAGUUCAAUUUGCAAAAGGAACUAGAAAAACUUGAUAUAAAUCAUCGUCUAUUUAAACAUGUUACAAUCUAAUAAAUGAAAAAGAAUUUAAGAGAAAUUCAAUUUUUAAGAAUAUGA